Mycotypha africana is the source of this 1371-nucleotide messenger RNA. RefSeq names its product major facilitator superfamily domain-containing protein. Gene Ontology annotation, molecular function: transmembrane transporter activity. Bases 1 to 1371 code for a protein of 456 amino acids. Lineage: Eukaryota; Fungi; Mucoromycota; Mucoromycetes; Mucorales; Mycotyphaceae. Gene Ontology annotation, biological process: transmembrane transport. Gene Ontology annotation, cellular component: membrane. The record is from RefSeq and is a predicted model, not a curated record. The transcript is spliced from 2 exons.
AUGGAAAAAAAGCUAGUGAGGAAAAUGAGUGCAAGAUUCAUGCCAAUGGUGUGUGCACUCUUUUUCAUUCAGUUCAUCGAUAAAUCUAUUUUGACCGCUGUUGGUAUCAUUCCUCGAUUCUACACUGAUACUAAGAUUAAUCACGACCAAUAUGGUUGGUUAGGCUCUAUCUUCUCGUUGGGGUAUCUGUGUAUGCAAAUACCAAAUAAUUAUCUCAUGCAAAAGCUUCCUAUAUCCAAAUACCUCGGAACUGUGCUAUUUUCCUGGGGGAUUGUCCUCUUCUGUAUGGCGCUUUCCCAUAACUUUGCUCAGCUUGCUGCCCUUCGCUUCUUACUUGGUUUCUUUGAGGCUGUAUCAUAUCCAUGCAUCUUCUUAUUGAUCGCUACUAUGUAUCGCAGGUCUGAGCAAGUGAUCUUCAUUGGUCUUAGCUAUGUCAGUAAUUCAGUAGCAAUUGUUCUCGGUUCACUCAUUUCCUUGGGUAUAUUACACAUGCCAACACGCGGUGAAUGGUCUGCUUGGAAAUUCUAUUUCGUUAUUUUCGGCUCCAUCACCAUCAUUAUGGGCGUCAUCUACUUCUUCUUACUACCUGAUAAUCCAAAAUCACGCUGGUUCAAACUUACAGAAGAAGAAGUAGCAAUUGUCGAUGAAAGAACCCGCGACAAUGCAGUUGUGCGUAAUAAGCGCUUCGAGAUCAGCCAUGUUUGGGAAGCCAUUAGAGAGCUACGACUUUAUUUAUACUGCCUCAUUUCCAUUUGCAUCAAUUUACAAAAUGGCGGUAUCAACUUAUUCGCUAACAUUAUUAUAACCGAAAUGGGCUUUUCCAACGUGAAUGCAAUCUUGCUUCACUUACCAGGCGGUGUCAUUCUUAUUUUAAUGAUUCUUUUGACAAUCUAUCUUAGCAAAAGGCUCAAAGAUAUUUGUUAUAUCGCCAUUGGGGCUACUGUUGUUUCUUUAGUUGGUUUGAUAUGCUUAGUAGCUAUCCCAGCUGGCGGUAGUAAGCUUGUAGGAUUAUAUCUCAGUGGUGCAGGUACACCUGUCUAUGUCUUGAUGCAAACGUCGAUUUCGAAUAACGUCUCUGGUUAUACCAAGAAAAUCUUCUAUACCAGUUGUGCAAUUAUCUUUAGUACUUUCGGCAACUUUACAGGUCCUCUUCUUUUACGUUCGCAAGACGAACCUCGCUAUAUUAUGGGCUUAUCUGUUUAUGCAGCAGCAAAUGCUGUUGUCGUUAUCUGCUUUAUAUUAAUUCGAUUUAGUUAUGCAAGAGAGAAUAAGAGACGCAUGUUGAACAAAGCUGCUGAUGCUGUAGCUUUACCAGACGACUUCAAAGACUUGACAGAUAAGCAAAACCAGCAUUUCAUCUACAGAACUUAA